UGCUUUGAAAUCUUCCCUUGCUACGACCAUAUGGUCAACGCCACCGCAAUGAGGGAUGUCUGCCGCGCGCGUUCGUAGCUCGUGUCACUCGCGUGCCAGUUGGUCAAAAUUCGACUGGCAGACCAUCAAUGGGGACUUCGUUGGCCAAAUGGCAGCAACAGCAGCAGAAGACGCUUCAGCACCGGAGCAGUUGAAAUGUAGAACAGUUGGCCCUUCUGGCAUAUUCUUAGCAUUCUGGCGUUUAAGCGCUUCAAACUCGCCAGUAGCUGCAACGAGCAAACAGUUCUUGUUAGCACGCAGUAAAGUGAGGAUCUUUUCGAAGAAUAUGAACUUAAACAUCGAAGCUGUGCAGCUACAACAAAAGUAUUUGGAGCAGCGAAUCCAGCAGCACUCCGUUAAUUCAUUCCCAACGCGCUUCAGUGAUUUCUCGUAUGCCUCCUCCGAGGAAGAUGGUUCGCAGCAAUACGCAAGCAGUCCCAGCUAUACGCUCUCCAUCAUCAGCACUGGCACCGAGAGCCACGCGGACGUGGGUAGUCACAAAGAAAACCACCUGUUGCUGCACGAUUGGCCCGCCACCGCAUUAAGCUACACGGGAAAUCGUUCGUUGCAACCAAUAACACAGGCGAAUCAAUUCUUUCCCAACUACAACUUCAACCCGCCACAGCAGUCGCUGCAUCAUCAACUCAAUGCCAGUAUUGCCGCCUCCGCCGGAGAGUGCUCCACAAGCACGACGCCGAGCAAAUCUGGUUCACCUAUAUCCGCAAAAUCUGGCAAAUGUAACAAACGUGCAGCAACCCAUCUGCGCAAGGACUCAAGCUCGAAGAGAGCAGACGCCACCACAAAGCCACCCAGCCCUAGCGUGCUUAAGCGCCGACGCCAAGCUGCCAAUGCCCGCGAGCGCAAGCGUAUGAAUGGCCUAAAUGAGGCCUUCGAUCGGCUGCGUGAGGUGGUGCCUGCUCCAACCAUUGACCAGAAGCUGUCCAAAUAUGAGACGCUGCAAAUGGCGCAGACCUACAUAGCGGCGCUAUGUGAGAUGCUGGGCAGCGAACUCGACGCAGCCAACUAUGCGCUGCAACGCGGCGAGCACAUAACAUUUCAGGAGGACAUUCGAUUGCAGUGAAUUUGACAGAACUCUUUGAGGUGGAAGUAAGAAAUAAGUAUGUACUUUGAUGUGUGCUGUGCAGUUUUAAACCAAAGCAAAGAGGUGCGCGUGGCAGGAGUGACCGACCGCCGCUAUUCGCUCAUUAGUGUUAAGUGAAUGUGUACUAAAUAAGUAAGAAAUAUUUUAAUUUGUGAAUUUAUAAGUGCUUUUUAUUAAAAAUGUAAUAAA
This is a messenger RNA of Rhagoletis pomonella (apple maggot), 1330 nucleotides long. RefSeq names its product protein twist-like. The transcript has a single exon. The coding region runs from base 56 to 1120 and encodes 354 amino acids. Gene Ontology annotation, molecular function: protein dimerization activity. Lineage: Eukaryota; Metazoa; Arthropoda; Insecta; Diptera; Tephritidae. The record is from RefSeq and is a predicted model, not a curated record.